AUGGCACCGCCUUUGGGUAUCGCUCUAAUAGGCGGAGGCAUUUUUAUGAAUGAGCAGCAUUUGCCCGCCGCGCUUGCGUGUUCACUCAUAUCUGUGAAGGCUGUUUGGUCUCGUUCGUUGAAAUCAGCUGAAGGAACCGCUAAGAGCCUCGCCGAUGCUGGUGCCUCCGUCGAGGUCUAUUCCUCCGAGUCUGGUUCGGGUAAAUCGUACGAUGACCUUUUAAAGCGCGAAGACAUUGUCGGAGUAAUUGUGGCGCUCCCCAUCAUGGACCAACCGAGUUUCAUUGAGAAAGCCCUCGCUGCUGGUAAACAUGUCUUGGCUGAAAAGCCUAUUGCUAAGGAUCUUGACACGGCUAUUAAGCUCGUGGAGUACUAUAAAAAGGUUUCGAAGGAGACUAAAGCUACCCUAGCUAUUGCCGAGAACUUUCGCUUUAUGAAGGGCUGGGCCUACGCCGCAGAAGAAAUCAAGAAGCUAGGUCGUAUGACGGGCUUUUUUGUCAGACUGAACAUGAUGAUGCAGGCGGAUAACAAAUACUACAAGACUCCAGAGCUAACUAUUGCUACAUGGCGCACCGUUCCCGAAUACCAGGGUGGUUUCCUUCUUGAUGGAGGCGUCCACUACACCGCUGGGCUCAGAAAACUGCUAGGCGAAGAAAACGCUGUAGCUAGCGUGAUAGCACUGACAUCGCUGAUUUCAGAACACCUGCCGCCUAAGGACACCAUCAACGCUAUACUGCAAACCAAAACUGGAGUGUUGGGCUCGUUUAUCCAAAGCGUAGGGACAACAAUGCAAGCUAAUGAGUUCCACAUUGCUUGCGAGAAUGGCUAUGUUAAGGCUAGUCCUGACAAGGUUAUCACGGUUCGCGGUCUUGGGACAGAUGCUAAGGAGGAGGAGAAGACUUUUGAGAGGAGUUCUGGAGUCAAGGAAGAGGUCAAUGCUUGGGCAGAGGCGCUUGUUUCUGGAGUGUCUAAUCCAGAGCAGACGCCUGAGCUUGCCAUUGGAGAUCUGGAACUUGUGGAAAAGAUGUUGACAAGCGGAGACCAAGACGGGGCAAGGCAAAUGCUAGAGCACCAGUAG
Molecule: messenger RNA, 1077 nt
Organism: Xylaria bambusicola
Lineage: Eukaryota; Fungi; Ascomycota; Sordariomycetes; Xylariales; Xylariaceae
Exons: 5
Coding region: 1-1077 (358 amino acids)
Biological process (GO): NADPH regeneration
Cellular component (GO): cytoplasm
Molecular function (GO): nucleotide binding; oxidoreductase activity
Source: RefSeq, a predicted model, not a curated record